Molecule: messenger RNA, 2598 nt
Organism: Hyaena hyaena (striped hyena)
Lineage: Eukaryota; Metazoa; Chordata; Mammalia; Carnivora; Hyaenidae
Gene: DRC11L
Product: IQ motif containing with AAA domain 1 like
Exons: 19
Coding region: 53-2509 (818 amino acids)
Molecular function (GO): ATP hydrolysis activity; ATP binding; protein binding
Source: RefSeq, a predicted model, not a curated record
UUGUGUGGAUUGCAUGACCAGCUCACCAAGAGCGGUGUGAGAAGUGGGGCCCAUGUCUGAGGGAGCGUACCAACGCCUCUGGGACUCCUCCCACGUGGCCCUGCAAGAGCUGCUGGACCAAGAGCAGCCCCUGCUCGAACCCGUGCCGGACCGCGAGCGGCACUCGUUCCAGUACAAGCUCUCGUCGCUCUACCUGCAAUACCUGGGGCUGCUGCGCCGGUUCGACACCCUCUACGACCAGAUGGUGCAGCCGCAGAAGCGGCGGCUGCUGCGGCGCCUGCUGGACAGCGUGGCCGGCCGCGUGCUGGAGCUCAAGGACGAUCUGGUGCGCGCGGACCUGAGCGAAUACCACUGCCUGGACCGCGUGCUGCAGGACCUGAGGUUCACCCCGGCAGACCUGGAAGUUCCAAUCCCCAAAUACUUCCUGCUGGAGCAGUCCAACAUUCUGAAGGAGCGGGAGCUGAUGCUGGCAGAGAUCCUGUGGAGAAUGAAGCCAGCGACCUCCAGCGAGCACUUUCCAGAAAUGACUCGGACCGAGGCCAUAAUCCUACUGCAAAGGGCCGAGCGGGCCAGACAGGGCCGGCUCCGAGCCACCUUCAUGCGGGAGAUUCGGAAAGAAGAGGAGCAGAAUCGGAAGAUUCGAGAGGAGGGUUGGCAAAAAUUCAGUCAGGACCAAGCUGCUGUCUCCAUUCAGAAGGUGUGGAAGGGUUACCUGCAGAGGAAACGCACUCAUCGGGACCGGCAAACUGAGAUGGAGUUCAUCGGCAUGCUCCCUUCGCCCAUCCAGGUGGACAACUUGGGUAUCAUGUCCCAAGCUGGCUUUGCGGAGGAUGUCCGGAGACUCUGCCAGACAGAGAGGGAGGAGGAGUUCCAGCUGGCGAUGGUGACGACUCACGACUCUCUCAAAGAGACAGAGGGACCUGACAUAAAGGAGAAAUUGAAGGAGCAGAUCCGACAGUGGUUUAUUGAGUGCCAUGCCCUCACUGGUCGAUUCCCUGAUUAUCCAGAUGAGUCUUUAGGUGGAUCCUACCUGAUCUUUUCAGACAAGACUCCAGAACAGCUAAAAAUGGAACUGGAGAUGCAGGCCCAGGAGAGCAAAAAAAGGGACCAAGAGAAAAAUAAGGAAAAAGAACAGGAGAAAAAAGAGAGGAAGAAGAAAGAGGAGGAAGCAAAGACCAGGAAGGGGGAAGCAAGCACAAUGCUGAAAGUGUCACCAUCCAAAUUUAUACCUGUGAUUAAUGCCGGACAUGAGGAGUACAUACAUGUGUGGAGGAGCCGGUAUGAGAGUAUACACCCCAAUCAGAGUUUUGACCCCAAGACGCUCCAGAUGGAGAAGAAGAAGGAAGUGGAGCAAGAGAUCCGGAUACAAGUGGAUGAGCUGAUGCGUCAAGAGCUGAAGAACUUGCGCCUGGCUGUGGACAGGGAGGAGGAGAGAGCCUUGAAGGCUCCGAAGAAAAAGACUGGGAAGAAAACUGGGAAGACGAAGAAGGAAAAAGAUCUGACCCUGAACAGGUCCCUGGACUCUCUGUUUGAAGAGCUUGUUGUCUCUGGCUUUCUAAGGAAGAGUGAGACUGUGCCUUUGAGAGACUACAUUGGUGACUGGCUCUAUCUUGGAUCCACUCUGAAUUUGGCCAACAAGCUGCCUAUGCCUUCCCUGUUUGAUGUACGACAGAACGUGGCCUUGUAUGCGGUCCUCCGGCUUGGCUCCCCAGAUAUACACUCCAUGGCUCCCCUCAUCCGCUCCAUCCUCCUGGUGGGCCCGUCCGGCGUGGGGAAGAAGAUGCUGGUCAAGGCCGUGUGCACAGAAACUGGCGCCAACCUGUUCGACCUGUCACCUGACAACCUGCAAGACAAAUACCCGGGCACGACGGGGGUGCAGAUGCUCGUGCACAUGGUCUUUAAGGUGGCUCGACUCUUACAACCGUCUGUGAUCUGGAUUGGGAAUGCCGAGAAGAAUUUCUAUAAGAGGGUCCCGAAAGAAGAGAAGGAGAUGGACCCAAAGCGAAUAAAGAAGGAUCUCACCAAGGCCCUGCGGCUGCUGCACCCGGGAGACCGCGUGAUGCUGAUCGGGACGACCGACCAGCCGCAGCUGGCAGAGCCGAAGGGGCUGUGUCGCACCUACGAACGGAUCCUCCUGGUGCCACGGCCCGAUUAUGCUUCUCGCUACGUGCUCUGGAGGCGGAUGAUUGAGGCCCACGGAGUCCGGGUGACCCAGGGCCUGGACAUCAGUGCCCUGGCCAAGGUAUCUGAUGGCUACACACCUAGCCACAUUCACCAAGCCAUCCAAUCAGUGCUGACCGAGCGGCGGGUCCUGCAAUUAUCAAAGAGGCCCCUGGUGGCCUCGGAGUUCCUGGGGCAUCUGGCAAAGCUGGAGCCCGUGUACAGGGAGGAGGAGGAGUCCCUGAAGGAUUGGUACUUCAAGACUCCACUGGGCCGGAAGAGGGUACAACUCAUCAAGGACCAGGAUGCUGAGGAAGCCAAGCUGGCGAAAGAGAAGAAAAGGAAGUGAUGGCCGGGGCGCCCGAGCUUAGCAGUGGGCCCGGGCAGCGCCCCCAGGUGGAGGGGCAGGGGCAGAGACAUAAAGGCCCACACAGCUUG